Messenger RNA from Trifolium pratense (red clover), 3381 nucleotides. RefSeq lists its product as uncharacterized. NCBI's taxonomy places the organism in Eukaryota, Viridiplantae, Streptophyta, Magnoliopsida, Fabales, Fabaceae. The coding region runs from base 156 to 2597 and encodes 813 amino acids. The record is from RefSeq and is a predicted model, not a curated record. The transcript has 10 exons.
UAUACGUUGAUGAAUUGAAUUGUUAAAAUUAGAAAUACCAAAAAAAGCUUAAUUUUCGUUGACUCCAAUUCCUUCCACAAUUUCACAAUCAAAUUGUUCAAUGUUGCAAACAAAUUUCAUUUGUUUUUCUCUUGAAAUCGUUGGAAGUUGGCACAAUGAAUUUUUUGAUGCGUUCUACAUCAAUCGUGUAUUCAGAACACAUACCGAUUCCAGAAGCUCGUGUUGAUGUUCAUCAUAGGUCAGCAUCUGCUGGAUCUUAUUAUGAAAAUCAUAAACCUGAAGUUCCAUAUUCAAAGGUUGAUUUGAAUUCAAAGCAUCAUGAUUUACCGUUUGUAGUUGUUGAUAAACACAUUGAUGUUUCUGAAGAACAAGGAUGGAUUACCAUUCCAUGCAAGGAACCUCCUGAAAAUUGGGAUGAUGUGCCAGAUAUACAAUCGCUGCUCCCUCUUGACCGUUCCUUUAUUUUUCCGGGUGAACAAGUUCAUAUCUUGGCAUGCUUGUCUGCAUGUAAGCAGGAUACACAGAUUACUACUCCAUUUGAAGUUGCUACAACGAAAACUAAGAAUGACAAAGGUCAAAGUUCCGAGAAAGAAAGUGGAAGCAUUGAAAACAUAAAUAAUUUAGUAUCUGUAGAAGGAGAAUUGAGUACCGGUGGUGAAGAGAAGUCGAGAGAUAUUUUUUAUGGUGACUCCCUUGUUGACAUGGAGGAGGUUCACAAAAGACAAACUGCAUUGUUGUUGCAAAAAUUUGAAAAUUCUCAUUUCUUCGUGAGGAUUUCUGAGUCCAAUGAACCCCUUUGGUCCAAAAGAAGCUCUGUAGAUAAUAAUUCCUAUUAUUCUGAAGCAAAUGGUCAAAAGACCCCGAGAAUUAAAACUAAAGAGAUUGCAUUCCCUUCUACUGAUGCAAUUAUUGAUAAAGGAAAUUUUGAUGCAAGUACUUGUGGUGGAGUGGCGAGAAAUUCUACCAAGUGUUUUGCUUUACCUAAUGGAGACAUAGUGGUUCAUUUACAAGCGAAUGUUAAUGUAAGUUCUCUUAAAGACCCUUGUAUAGAAAUUCUCCAAUUUGAAAAGUGUCGGGAGAGAACGACGUCUCCUGUAAGACAGAUGGAUGCAGUUUGUACAAAUCAAGAUCCAUGUGCAGAGCUGUUAAAUUGGAUAUAUCCUUUGGAAAAUGGGAGGGCUCCUAUUCGCCCAGUACCUCCUCAUCAUUUAACUUCAAAUUCGGGAAUUGGUAGCACUUCUCAAUGGUCCAACUAUCCAGCACCAACUGGCUCGCAUUUAUUCGGUUUUGGCAAUUUUAGAAGCUACUCCAUGUCAUCAUUACCGCAACCUACAAACCCACCGAGUAUUCCUCUUAAAGCAGCUAGUUCUAAGCCAAGCUUUGACCCAGAGGAUUUGGAUCAAAUUUCAUCUCCAAAAGUUUUUUGGAAAAAAAUGGGGGUAGACGAACUUUUAUCUUUUCGAGGUGUCUCAUUGGAGCGAGAUAGGUUUUCUGUUUGUUGUGGAUUAGAAGGCGUCUAUAUACCUGGUAGAAGGUGGAGAAGGAAACUUGAAAUAAUUCAACCUGUAAAGAUUCAUUCUUUUGCUGCUAACUUAAAUUCAGAGGAUCUUCUUUGUGUUCAGAUAAAGAACGUUGCUCCUGCACAUGCACCAGAUAUUGUGAUAUUUAUAGAUGCAAUAAAUAUUAUUUUCGAGGAGUCUACAAAAAAUGUAGCAGUGUCGUCAUUGCCAAUUUCAUGUGUUGAAGCUGGAAAUGAUCAUUCUUUACCAAAUCUAGCCCUCAGGAUAGGUGAAGAACAUUCUUUUAUCCUUAAACCAGAAACUUCUACGUUGAAGAGUCUCAAAGUUCAAGAUAAAAGAACUUCCCGUUUGUUAAAGCUACCAUAUGGAAAUAAAACAUCAAAAUACAAUAUUGAUCAAUAUGCAAUUAUGGUGUCAUGUCGAAGCAAUUAUACAUCAUCAAGGUUUUUCUUUAAACAACCAACUAGUUGGCGACCACGAAGCUCGAAAGAUAUUAUGAUCUCGAUUGCAUCACAGAUGUCAGGAAAACCUCAAGGAGCGUAUGAAAAACCUUAUCGACUUCCUGUGCAGAUCUUAACUCUUCAAGCUUCAAAUUUGACAUCUGAAGAUCUAACUUUGACAGUGCUAGCUCCAGAUUCACUUACUUUACCCCCUUCAGUGGUUUCCCUGAAUACACCGAGGACUCCAAAGAGUCCUUUUAUUGGUUUCGCAGAGUUUUUAGCAAGAGCAAAUGGUGAAAGAAGUAUUGGUGCCAAAUGGAAAAAGGGAUUCAAUUCUAUUAUUGAAAAAAAGGAGGAACAAAGUUAUGAUCACAAAGCUCAGGAAAUUUCUUUGAGCGAUGAUGUGAUUCCUAGUUCGGGUAUUACUUGUACACAUCUAUGGCUGCAAAGCAGAGUUCCACUCGGAUGUAUUCCAUCUAAAUCCGUAGUCACCGUCAAGAUUGAACUACUUCCAUUGACUGCCGGCAUAAUUACACUGGACACUCUACAAAUCGAUGUCAAGGAAAAAGGUGUUGCCUAUAUUCCUGAAUGCUCCCUGAAGAUAAACUCAACUUCCUGCAUUUGCAAGGGGAUGUAGAACGGACACGUUUAGCUGUUUGCAUACCUUUCUGCAUUUUUUCUGGUGCAGUGUAAACAAAAAUGAAUGCUUUGGCUCAACUAACUCCAUUUCAUAAUUGUUGAUACGACCUAGAAGAAAAUAGGAUUUGCUUUCAUGACCUUCAAAAGUGCUAUUGCAACUUACUAUCAUUGGUAAACCAUCAGUCACCUGGUACAUAAUUGUGGCAAAGUUAGCAUUUUCGAUUUGUGCUGAAUUCAUUUUAGCUCUGUAGACCACUAGUUAGCUCGAAUAGCGGCUUCUUACACCCUCUCCCUUUAAGGGGAAAAAUGUAUAUUUUUAUAUAUAGGCUUUUUUACUCUUCUUGAGUGGAAAAAGAGAGUGCGUGUUGAUGCAUUGCACCAAACAACUGCGACGUAGUGCUUGCUGAUUGACCAAGUUUUUCGGAUGUUCAUACUUUAUUUUUGGAUGAAGGGAAAUGAAACGAAGAGAAAGAUAUGUAAAUACUUCAAAUUUGAAUGAAGAGAGAGAGUGUCAUUCUCAUUGAGAAAAUGUUGGAUAGUACCUAAAGCUUUUUUGUACAUUUUGUACAAAAGUUAUAUAAUUUUAAUUGUAAGUGAUUUUUUUUUAUUACGUUUUAUUUCAUGAUUUCUUUAUUUUCUUUCACAUGUAUCAUCUCUCUUAUAUCAAUAUUUUGUAUUAUUUGUUUCACACCAAAUACAAAACUCUUCUUCAUAUUCAUGAAGAUGUUUAAAAUGAAAAGAUUAACAUAGAUUAUGCAAUUGUAAGUUUUGAAUUAUUUAAU